AAGGGGCAGGCACGCCGGCACAGCCCACACAGCACAGCAGAGUAGGCGGAGAAAACCCCAGACGCGCACGCACUGGCUGGGUAGCCGCUCGCGCUUCGCCGCUAGCUGCUGCCGGUGCCGCCUCACUGCUUCGCUUCUCCUCCCUCCCUCCCUCGCCACCUCCUCCUCGUGUCGAGCCACCCCGCGGCCGGCCGAUACCGACAGACCCAGAGCCCGGACGCGCCGAAGCGAGGCCACCGCCGCAAGCAUUUCCCUGUGUGUGCUGUGCUCAGGUAGCAGUGCGAGCCGAGAUGUUCGCGAGCAGGCCGGUGGUGCACCCGCUGGAGGUGGCGGCGCCCGCGGAUCCGGCGCAGCAGCCGCCGGGCGUGCUGAUGAAGGACCUGCCCGGGAUGCCGGGGACGCCCGGCGGCCUCGGUCUCCGCGUCCUGCAGCUCCUCCUCGCAGCCAUCUCGCUCGCCGCCAUGUCGUCCACCGUCGACUUCGCUAGCGUCACCGCCUUCAGCUACCUCAUUGCAACAACCAUCUUGCAAUGUUUGUGGAGCCUUACGGUAGCUAUUGUGGACAUAUAUGCACUGCUCGUUAAGCAUUGUUUACGAAAUCGUCGGACUGUUGCUCUUUUUGCCAUUGGAGAUGGGAUCACAUGGGCAGGGUCCUUCUCCGGAGCAUGCAUGGCAGCAGGAGUCACCACCCUGAUCGACACAGAUCUGGACAUGUGCUAUGAGAACCACUGUGCUAAUUUCCAGACUGCAGUAGCAAUGGAGUUCAUGUGCUGUUUUUCUCUCUUACCAUCCCUUCUCCUGAACUUGUAUUCGAUCGCAUCUAGUCGCGGCUAGCUGAAAAGGAAGAGGAGGAUAUAGCCUGAUCUUGGAGCAGUCUGAGCAUCCAAUUGCGGUUUUAGUGACAACUGGAUAUAAUGACAGUAUGAGACUAUGACUCAGCAUUUCUAGUUUAACCUGUAAAAAGGAAAUAGGGAACUGCCUGUUUGCAGAUGCAUUGCUCUGAAACCUUGCAGUUAUAUGCGGUACUACUAUUUACGUGCCCUGUAAAAUGCUUGGAGCUGUUAGAGUUUUAACAUGUCCUGACUCCUGAACCAUGUAUAUUGCAAGUGAAGAGGAGGGGUAAUGGUGAUGCUGAAGAAUGCGUAUCUGUUCAUUCUUCGUUGGCAGGACUCACUUUCAUAUUC
Sorghum bicolor (sorghum) is the source of this 1183-nucleotide messenger RNA. RefSeq names its product CASP-like protein 5A2. Gene Ontology annotation, cellular component: membrane. NCBI's taxonomy places the organism in Eukaryota, Viridiplantae, Streptophyta, Magnoliopsida, Poales, Poaceae. The coding region runs from base 291 to 833 and encodes 180 amino acids. The transcript is spliced from 3 exons. The record is from RefSeq and is a predicted model, not a curated record.